AUGACUUGGUUAUCGAAAUCAAUCACCGGGCUUGGCUUUCUGUUUCUGGCGCACGCAACCAUGAACAGCUGCUACUCCGCCCACGAACAUUCUGCUCUGCAUUCCGCCAGCACAGCAGCCCUGUCCUCCAUCUCGACGCCUGGCGUAUCUGCCUCUACUGCCUCCUCACUUCCGCUGGACAUCUCAAUUGAGACACUCGCGGCUAUAUUCACAAUCUGCCUAGGCCUUGUGUUGGGCACCCCCGAACUACGACCGAUACAAUGGCGCGUCUGGGCCGGAAAGAUUGAGCGCGAGGGCGAGGCAGGAUUCUCCAAUGGAGACGGAGAGGUUGACAAGGACUACGUUGGCAAUCCGUUCAAGCUGCUAGAGAGCCGGCCAGGAUUUGUAGACAUCAGGAAGCAGAGGAAGGAGUUUGCGGCCUGGGGAACCUAUUCCUCACGACUGAGAGACGUCCCGGUGGUUAGAGAUGUCCUAUCAUGCGCCAGCUGGUAUGCAGGAUUAAUUUCCUUGGGAGUUCCAGUACCGCAUUUCUCUGCCUUUUCCUCUCGGCGGGAUAAAGAUUUUGUGCGCGCUGAGCUGUACGAAACAGAGGAGGAAGUACAGGAUCGCGAAAAUUCCGAUGCUAUCAACGAAGUCAUCAUGGCUGUUGAGUUAAAAUCUCCUGGUACGGUUGGAUGUGCCUACUAUGUAGCUCGAGACGAGAAGCUUUGUCUCAUGGAAGAUAUCAAGAUGGCUGGCCUUGAUAUCGUCGAUACGUUGAAGGUCCACAUACAACCUACAACUAUCCUGAUAAGCACACGAUCCGACGAAAAGUUGGAGGAGCACCUAUCCAAGGAUGCUCGUGGCAUCGAACGGGGAGGUGAAGCAAAUGAUAUAUUUGGCGCGUACGUGCUCGAUGCCCGCCCUUCCCCCGAGUUCUCUUCAGAGGGGGCGAAGAGUAAGCUUGUCGGUCUAGAUCUUGCUACCGACGAUGGACUCAACAUUGCGUUCACAACUCCUGGAGACGCCAUGAUCGAAGACGCGUCUAUGGGCCGCCAAGGCAGACUCAUGAGACUCGCGGGCUGGAUUGAUCUGGAUAGCGAAGUCACGAUCGGGUGUGCAGGUGCCGUUCUACAUUACAUAGGACGUCGCAAGAAUGUUGAAUAUCUGCCCAAUGACGGAGCCGCCCUCAUCGCAUUUCGAAUCCGUACCAUUGAGAUGUUUACGCUUUCUGAUAUGAUGUUCGUCAAUGUUGAUACGUUGGCAUCACUCCAGAUUAUACAAUCCGAGAUCCAUCCAAACUCCCAUAUGCAAGGACCGAACAAUCCGAGCUCUGGAGCAAAGGAGAGUCUUUCAGUCUAUGGCUUGUUCUCACGUCUAGCUCGCACGCCCCAAGGGAAACAGAAGCUUCGGCAACUCUUUUUGCGGCCCAGUACGGAUUUGGCAGUCAUUGAAGAGAGGCUGCGGACCAUAGCUGUCUUUCUGCUGCCCGAGAAUAUGCCUACUAUCGAGAAGCUUUCCCAGAGCUUAAAGAUGAUCAAGGACAUCCGGUCGGUCAUGGUGCAUCUCCAGAAGGGUAUCAGCAAUACCACAGGUAAUGGUUCUUCUAUACGUCGGGGUGCUUGGGCCAAUAUCCAAAAUUUCACUUUCCAUGUUCUGAGGAUACUCGAAGCUAUUCAGGAAAUGGCUGGCAAUCAGACAUUGGCUAUCACUACCAAGAUGUUGGCUAAGAUACAAGGAGCUCGUAUGAACGAGAUUGGUACCAUGAUCACAGACGUCGUUGACUUCCAGAUGUCGGCCGAACAACAUCGUACAACCGUCUUGCAAGGCUUCGACGCAGAGUUGGACAGCAUCAAGAGAACCUACGACAGCAUGGACACCUUUCUUACGCGCGUCGCGACACAACUUUCGAGCGACAUACCCGAAUGGGCCUCUCAGUAUGUCUCGAAUUGCAUCUUCUUCCCACAGCUUGGGUUCCUGACUGUAGUCCCUCUCGAUCUGGAGACGGGUAAAGGAAAAUAUGAAGGUGAAGGUAUUGAGAAUGACGCUUGGGAGAAGAUGUUCACCAGUAACGAUAUGGGGUAUUAUAAGAACAAGCGCAUGAAAGAGAUGGAUGAAUAUUUCGGUGACAUGUACGGAAUGAUCUGUGAUAGGGAGAUUGAGAUCCUUCAUGGCCUAGGUGUUAGGAUUCUCGAACAUGAGAAACUUCUCAUCGCUGCUUCUGAUCUUUGUGGAGAGCUUGACAGCCUGGUUGCCCUUGCAGCUGGAGCUCGCAAGUAUGAUUAUAACCCUCCACGGGUGAUUACGGCCAAUUCCCUUCAGAUCGAAGGGGGCCGACACCCACUUCAAGAGCUCACCGUUCCAGUAUACAUUGCAAACGACUGCUUCGUUACGGGGGGUGCGGGAAAUAUGAACGAGGUUGACGAGGUCCAAUAUCCCUCGGUAUCGCCAUCAGCUGUCCAUCAGAGCGGAGAGAAUUCGGGUAUGCUCAUCAUGACAGGCCCAAACUACUCUGGUAAAAGUGUUUAUCUCAAGCAAAAUGCCCUCAUUGUCUAUAUGGCCCACAUCGGCAGCUAUGUUCCUGCUCAGAAGGCCAUUAUCGGAUUAACGGACAAGAUCCUCACCAGAAUCGCAACUAGGGAGAGUGUUUCCCGGAAUCAGAGUGCUUUCAUGAUCGAUGUGCAGCAGAUCGCUCUGGCUCUGACUCUAGCCACCAGCAGAACUCUUCUUGUGAUUGAUGAAUUCGGGAAAGGCACAAAUGCUUCUGAUGGUGCUGGCCUUUGUUGUGGGGUUUUCGACUAUCUGCUCAACCUUGGAGCUAAUCGACCAAAAGUCCUAGGGGCAACUCAUUUCCAUGAAAUAUUCGAGAAUGGCUUCUUACAGGAGCGUCCUGGGCUGUUUUUCGGUCAUAUGGAGGUUCGUGUCGAUACACAUGCCGAAACUGUGGAAGACCAGGUCACGUACCUUUACAACUUUAUGCCAGGCCGAAGCACUUCCAGUUUUGGGACUUGUUGUGCUGCGAUGAAUGGCAUCGAUCCCGCCAUUGUGGAAAGAGCAGAUGAAUUGAUCCUUUUGACGGCUCGUGGCGAAGAUCUAGUUGCAGCCUGUUCGAAGAUCUCGUCAGAAGAGGCCCAGGAUUUGGAAGAUGCAGAACAGAUCGGAAGACAGUUUCUCGAGGUCGAUCUGCCACGCCCAGAGGACAAGCAUCGAACGAAGAUCGACGUCCGAUGUAUCUUGCAGGAGAUUCUGUCUGUAGGUUCGAGUGAGUGA
Messenger RNA from Drepanopeziza brunnea f. sp. 'multigermtubi' MB_m1, 3249 nucleotides. RefSeq lists its product as uncharacterized. Gene Ontology annotation, cellular component: nucleus. The record is from RefSeq and is a predicted model, not a curated record. Lineage: Eukaryota; Fungi; Ascomycota; Leotiomycetes; Helotiales; Drepanopezizaceae. Gene Ontology annotation, molecular function: ATP binding; ATP-dependent DNA damage sensor activity; mismatched DNA binding. Gene Ontology annotation, biological process: chiasma assembly; mismatch repair.